Tribolium castaneum (red flour beetle) is the source of this 1275-nucleotide messenger RNA. RefSeq names its product serine protease inhibitor 42Dd. Gene Ontology annotation, molecular function: serine-type endopeptidase inhibitor activity. The record is from RefSeq and is a predicted model, not a curated record. NCBI's taxonomy places the organism in Eukaryota, Metazoa, Arthropoda, Insecta, Coleoptera, Tenebrionidae. The transcript has 3 exons. Bases 91 to 1239 code for a protein of 382 amino acids.
CAAAAUGUUUUAUUACCCGUAAUUAAUUUCUGCGACCAGGUUUUAAUCAAACCAGACGUGUUUAUUAUUUGCUCAAUCCCGGGCAAAAAAAUGCAUUUUCUCUUAUUUUUGACUUUGUGCUUCGCAUCUGUAUCCCCAUAUACCGAAAUACAUGACAAAAAAUUUGCCGCUUCCUUAUACCAAGAGUUGGCAAAAAGUUGCAACAACUUCGUCAUAAGCCCUUUCUUGAUCGAAACAGCUUUCGCUGCACUUUCCUUGGGAAGCUCCCGUAAAACGGCUGGAGAAUUCCGCACCGUGUUCCACUUACCCCAAACACAUGAAGCAAUUAAAGGACGAUACAAACACUUCUUCUCUCUUUUUACCAACAAAGGCUACAAAUUCCAAACUGCAAGCAGGAUUUCGCUCCUGGACGAGCUCGAACUCGCCCAAAAAUGGCAAAAACAAGUCCGUGAUAUUUUCAACAUCCAGGCCGAAGUCCUGGACGUCACCAACAAAAAUGCAAGUGCGGAAAAAAUCGAUAGUUGGUUUCGGGAGAAAACGUACAACAAAGUCGAUAAAAUUGUAACACCUAAAGAUUUGAACGUUGAAACGGGCUUUUUCCUGCUCAGUGCCUCACAUUUUGGGGCUUGCUGGGCCAAGGAGUUUGCGAGCAAACGCACACACAAGGAUAAUUUCUACAACAGGGGGAAAUUAACGCAAAAGACGUCCGUUGAUACGAUGUAUCUUCUUGGAUAUUUCAAUUACGGACAAAGCAAGCAAUUAGAAGCCAAGUUUUUGGAACUAACUUUUAUAGAACAACAAUCUUCCAUGGUCAUCAUUCUUCCGGAUAAAAUCGACGGGAUACAAAAACUUGAAACCAAAAUGGAUCAAGUGCUUCAGUUCCGAGACAUGAAGACCACAGCAGUGGACAUUUCGCUGCCAAAAUUCCGAAUGGACAGCCACUUCGACCUCAUAAAGUUUUUACAAAAAUUGGGCAUAAAACAAGCUUUUAUAGAUGGUAAAGCUUCCUUUGAUGGGACUGUAGAAACGGAUUGUGACCUACCUUACAUCACUAAAGUCACCCAGAAAACUUCCAUGGAAAUUAACGAACGAGGAGUCGAAGCCACAGCUGGUCCAGCACAUGCUGCGCCCCCUUCUGUUGCCCCCAGUUAUGUGAAAUUUAAAGCCGACCACCCAUUCAUAUUUUACAUCAAAAUCAAAGAAGUCGUAGUCUAUGUUGGCCGAGUCCUUGCGUUUUAAAUGAAUUAAUAAAUAAAAAAUUGCACAAUAGAAAAA